Molecule: messenger RNA, 2382 nt
Organism: Dioszegia hungarica
Lineage: Eukaryota; Fungi; Basidiomycota; Tremellomycetes; Tremellales; Bulleribasidiaceae
Exons: 6
Coding region: 1-2382 (793 amino acids)
Biological process (GO): regulation of DNA-templated transcription
Molecular function (GO): DNA-binding transcription factor activity, RNA polymerase II-specific; zinc ion binding
Source: RefSeq, a predicted model, not a curated record
AUGUCCGCUCUUCCUCAGCGACCGCCUACGCGGGGAUCCAAGCCUACCGCACCCGCUUACCAGCCCGUCUUUUGGCAAAUUGCCGAUCCGAGUCAACCCCGCAUUGAUCCAGCGCUCAUCCCUUCGCAAUCCUCUUACACGCCCUACCCUCAAUCCAUCGCCCCUUCCGCACCCGCUGUCCCUCCUCCGCCACCUGGACCCCGCCCAUCAUCAUCACGCCAAAGCGUCAGCGCCCCAGGCCCGUCCAAGAAGCGGCAACGGACCAUCCAGCCCGCCGCUCCCUCACCCGCAUCUAGCGAACGGUCCAAGCCGGACCCGCCUGCCCCCCCUGCCGUUCUCGUCAGGGAGAAGAAGCAGAAGGCGUGCGCAAAUUGCCGCCGCGCAAAGCUCAAAUGCAUCGUCGGAGAUGACCAGACGGACUGUAUACGGUGUAUGGCGAGAAAGGAGAAAUGCGUCUUUUAUCCGAGGAGUCUUGACGACGACUGGCAGCAGACGAUGACGCAAGAUGUCUAUGCGGCCAUGUCACACGUUUCAGACCUAUCCUCGGCUGUCCAUCACAUCAUCUACCACCUUUCGAAUCAAGGCAUCAUUCCCCCAUUCGUCACCGCUCGAGGCACCCCGCUCGACCUCUACGAGGCGCCCGAUCGGGACCUGCCAUCUCUGCAGGGAUGGAGUGGGGAGAAGAACAAGGAGAUGCCCGCGCCCAGCCGGAGACGGGGAACGAGAGCAGAAAGUACAGAGCCGACCGUACCGAAACCCCUCUCGCACCAGCCAUUCCGUCACCCUCCGUUCACCAUGGAGAACCCCUCCGACUCGUGGUACCCCGACGGCUCGAUGCUGCCCAGUCAGUAUCCCGCUUCUGGCGGUCAACUCACGCCUACGUCGGAAGGCCUGGCACGGUAUGAGAACGGCAUGCACUUCAACCCCAGCCCCGCCACCCAUACCACGCCCAACAGUCUCCCGCUCAUCUCCCCAGCUUUGCCGCCACAUCCGCCAUUAAUGCCACGGGUCGAGCCUUCUCCACAAGGCCAAUACACGGGCCUCCUGGUACCAGCCGAGUGCCGUCUGGGCGCGGACGAUCCCCGCAAAGACGUCAUCACGGAGGGUAUGGUCGCUGCAGAAGAUGCGGUCGUCCUGGUCAACUACUGCCACCAAAACCUCAGCCCCUCGCUAUUUGGCUACCAGCUCGAAUUUGGUCACUUUCCCUACCUACCCGGUGGACCCACCACCAUCACUCCCCUCAUCCUCGCCGUACACUGCCUGCUGGCCAGCGAGCGCAUGCCCGAGCUCUUCCACUACCACGCAUCGCUCGCAGAAGCGGUCAAGAAGCUCCUCAUGGAGUCACCUGCGGGAAGCUGGCGGAGUAUCGACAAUGUCCAAGAGGCGUUGGUCGAGGGGUCGCUCAUUCUGGGCGAGGACGAGAUUGAUCCAGAGCUGGGAAUCGGGCCGGAGGAGAUUGUCGCAGCGGCAAUGCUAUCGUUAUGGAUGAGCGACAAGGCGUUAGGGGCUGAAUUUGCCGCGACGGCGUUCCGGUAUGCCCGGGGCUGGAUCAAGAUACUCUCCGAUCCCGAGCCCCGAGCGACCGUCGCUGAACUAGCCGGGAUCGUCACCGAAGAGCGAGUCGCACGCCUAGAAGAAAGGGCGAGGGUAUGGCUUCUCUGCUACCUCGCGGAUGGCAUCGCCACGGCCAACGAACGACCGUUUGGCGAGGCGUCUCGCGAUCCCUCCGACUAUUGCGCUCAGCUCGUCCCGCUUGGACCACACCGUAUCGACAAGCGCGAUCUUGUCCUGACGUCGCACGCGCGACUCCUCCACAUCCUCCGUCAAUGGCAAGCUGGGAGCAUGGAAUGUCUCAUGUCCGAUUCGCCAGUCAAGGAGCUCCAGCGUCUGGCCUCGGCUACCGACCUCCAAAUUGACGAUCUGCGCCGCCUGGUCCAGACGCAUGUCCCGGAUGACUGGAUCAGCGUCAAGCAGCUGGAUCUGUUUGGGGCGUUCGUCAAAGUCACCAUCUACUCGUGUUUGAUUGGGCAGGAAGGAUUGGCGCGGCGGCAGAGGCCGACGUACGUGUCCAAGACGGUGGAUGUGGGAGUGGAGAUGCUGGAGAGGUGCACGAAUUGGGGAGAGGGGAGUAUUGCCAAUCUGCCUCAGCAAUACCUUACGAUGAUAUUCACGAUUGCUACUGCGGUCACCGAAUAUGUGUCGACAGCUGUGAAGACCAAUGCGCAGACGGGAUGCGCAGUGACUCCAGAAGAUGUGCUACCCCUACUUGCACAGGUGAUUGCGACUCUGGAAUCCGCGGGUCUGCCUCAAGGACAUAACAUCUGGGUAUGCGUGGACGCGUGUCAGCGGAUGGUCGGGCAACUGGAGGCGCUUUGUACAUAG